GAUCACAACAUGCAGUUUGAGAAUUCUGAACAUAAUCACCCGCGUCUUGUCACAUAUACAUUUCAAAGUGAUUCUGAGUUAAAUUUUUUGACUAAACAUUUUUUUUUUGUUAAUUUUUAUAAAUUAAUCGUGGUCUGUAUUAGGAAUUAAAAUGUUUAAAUUACAUUUAUUUGUUUAUUUUUAAUCUCGAGUGUCUUGUUUACACUUAAAUUAUGGAUCUUUAAAAACAAUUAGACUGAACUCUGUGAUAUUGUGCAUCGGCAUGAUUUUGACGCUGAUGUUUUGUUCAUUUAAAGUGAAGUUAGAUGUAAUUUGAGAUAUCUGUCAGUGUUAUUAGUUUGUCCAGUGUGAGAUGUGAUGAUGGAGGGUUUACAAGACAGAAGAAACUCUAAAACUGGAAGUUUUUCGAUAUCAAAAGGAUAUCCAGAGGAGCCCUGGCACAGUACUCCUGUAAAAAAGAAUCUUUUUGCUGCUAACGAGACCCCAGAUGUUUCCUACACCAGAACGAGACCAGCAGCGCUGAGUUUGCAUGAUCUCUCAAAACCAACGUCCUCUUUUUCAUUAACGCAGAAUUUCCAGACACCAGAUAAUGGGUUGGAGGCCUCCACCAUGCAGAGGCAGCGGCUGGAGCUGCAGCUUCUCAUAGCAGAAUUAAAGGACCGCGACCAGGAGCUCAAUGUCAUGGCAGCCGCCCAUCACAAGCAGCUGCUGUCCUGGGAGCAGGACCGUCAGAGAGUGCUGAUCCUGGAACAGAGAUGUACCCGACUGGAAGAUGAGCUGGAGAAGCGUAAUGAGGUGAUCAGAACUCUCAGUAGGCGGACGAAGUUGGCGGAAACGAGAGAGAAAGACUCACACAGAGAGCUCAACAGCACCCAACAGCAACUACACGAGCUGAGCCAGAGACAGAUGAACACCAGCAGACAUGAGCAGGACUUGGAGGAGAGGAACCAGAGUCUGAACUCCACAGUCCUGAUCCUGUCAUCACAGGUGGGGCAGCUGCAGGUGCGCGAGGAAGAGCUCAGCUCCAUGCUCAAGCUGAAGGAUAAAGAUGUGAUUGAGGCCACAAAUCACAUUUUAGAGCUGUCUGGUCGUCUUUGUGACCUAGAGAAAUCACUUGAAGAGCUGCGAACACGUGAGAGCAAAACGCUGCGAGAAAUGGAGGAACACAAACACCGAUUCAGAAAGAGCAGACAUGAAAACACACAACUUAAAGAUGAGCUUCAGGAAAAAACCAUUGAGAACAACAGCCAGAGAGAAGAACUCAUCCGCUUAAAGCAGGAAAACCAACUGCUGAAGAAAGAGGUCACUGCCGUUGAACUUCAGAGGAUAAAUGAAGAUAAAAGCUGGAGGGAUGAAUUACUUGAACUUUCCCGAUCAAAGCAAGCUCGAGCUGAAUCUGAGCUGGUCUGUCUGCGGCAGGUGUGUGAAAACCAACAGAAUGACCUCCAGCUGCUGAAGCUGAACUUGGAGAGCGCCAGAGAGGCACUCCGACAUCAUGAGGGUCAAAGGUCACGUGAGAGCGCAGCAGAUCUGAGCCUUCACCUGGACUGUCCCUCCUCCUGUCACCAAAGUAGGCGGAGCUCUGUCAGUUUACCCGAUUCUACAAUAAGCAUUGAACUCUGUGGCAAUGAGGAUGGCUGCAGCUCGUCCACAAGCCGUUUACAGCGUCUGCUGGCUGAAUCUCAGGAAAUGGUGGCAAGUUUGGAAAGCUCUGCCAAGAAAUCUGUCAGCCCAAUGAAAUCUCAGUGCCCCACAAACUGUGAUGCUGGUUGUCACCUCCAAAAUAACCACGGCAAUGGCCGCCACUCACCAAACCUCCACCCAUAGCCAGGAGGGCAGCCAAACAAGCAGGGAAAGUGACUCCCAGAUGAAAAGUGGCACACAUGCGUUACAAGAAAGCAAGUAAUCCAUAGAUCCACAAGAACCGGCGGAUCCCCGUUCACCAUCUCCCCGCUUCUGAAAAUAAAUCAAUUUUUGGCAACCAAAGAGUUUCGCAAAGCUAAUAACAAAUAAUUUUUACAGAUACAUUUUUAAUCAAUCUAUUUUUAUGAUAUGUGUACUAAAAUAAGCAUUAGUGAUUAAUCCCACACAAAGCACUACCUCUGAUUGGACAGAUGUAAAGACUGUUGUUUCUUUCUUGGAGUGUUAAACCUGUCCUACAAGAUGACAUAAUGGCGUUGGUUGUUUUUUUAUGUCAUUCCAGUUUUCUCUGUCAUCUAACCUGUUUGGUUUCAAAGAUAAUGAACUGUGAUGUGGCUCCAGUCUAGAUCAUUGUGUUUUACACCUGAAAUGCAGUGUAGUUCUCACAGUAAGACCAUCAGCCUUUUCAAAAGACACUGAAACACAGUAUAUUUGCAUAAUCUCAGGACAAUUAAGAGAACAAUAAAGGUCUUUACAUGCUGCCAUUGA
Molecule: messenger RNA, 2409 nt
Organism: Megalobrama amblycephala (Wuchang bream)
Lineage: Eukaryota; Metazoa; Chordata; Actinopteri; Cypriniformes; Xenocyprididae
Gene: ccdc62
Product: coiled-coil domain containing 62
Source: RefSeq, a predicted model, not a curated record